UUUACGCAUGGGCCCUAUCCAGACGCCACAUUCUUGAAAACUCAGCAUUUAGGGGCCGUCCAAGUAGUCAGACGGACGCCGGUGGCUCAGCAAAGACGCGAUCAUGGCCUCCUUAGCACUGAAUUGUACGCCUAUGUUGUGUUUUAUUUAUUGUUCGUUACUAUUUGGCAAUAUUUUUUGCAAUGCUGAUUCAGAAGAAGAUGAACAUGCCAAACACACGUAUACAGUGGAUAUGUUCAACGAUGCAGUCCCUACCGCUCCCCACUUUGUCAUGUUCUUCGCACCUUGGUGUGGUCACUGCCAGAGGCUACAGGGGACAUGGAAUGAAAUGGCGGACAAAUACAACAGUAUGGAGUCACCACCUGCCUAUGUAGUAAAGGUGGACUGCACCCAGGAUGUUAAGUUCUGCUCCAAUGUCCAUGGCAUCAGGGGUUACCCCACGCUGAAGCUGUUCAAGCCUGACCAGGAGGCAGUGAAGUACCAGGGUCCCAGGGACCUGCAGUCUCUAGAGACCUGGAUGCUGAACACUGUGCAGGAGGAGGCUGCGGAGCCGGAGACUGAGUUGGAACUGCCUAAAGCCCCCGAGCCCAAGCAGGGCCUAUAUGACCUCACUGCCGGCAACUUCAAGGCCCACAUCGCCAAAGGGUCCCACUUUAUUAAAUUCUUUGCACCCUGGUGCGGCCAUUGUAAAGCCAUGGCCCCCACCUGGGAGCAGCUGGCCACUUCCUUCGAGCACUCCGACAACAUCAAGAUCAGCAAGGUGGACUGUACCGAGCACUACGAGGUGUGUUCUGAGAACGCUGUGAGAGGCUACCCCACCCUGCUGUUCUUCACCGAUGGAGAGAAGAUAGACCAGUACAGAGGCAAGCGGGACUUGGACUCUCUGAAGGACUUUGUGGACAACCAGAUGAAGGCUGCUGCUGAGAAGGAGGAAGAUGAACACCCCCAUGCCAACGAGAUCCCAGUACCCAGUGCUGAACCCACCAAAGAAGAGGAGGAGGAGAAAGAGGAGUCUGGCAUUGUUACCCUAACAGAGGCCAACUUUGAUGAGACUGUGGCGAAGGGGUUCACGUUCAUCAAGUUCUACGCUCCAUGGUGUGGCCACUGUAAGAACUUAGCCCCAACCUGGGAGGACCUCUCUAGAAAGGACUUCCCUGGCCUUACUGAUGUGAAGAUUGCCAAAGUGGACUGUACCGUGGAGAGGACCAUCUGCAACAGGUUUUCAGUACGCGGCUACCCCACCCUGCUCAUGUUCAGGGCCGGUGCGCAGGGUGAGGAGCAUCACGGAGGCCGGGACUUGGAGAGUCUCCACGGCUUCGUGAUGAAGCAGGCCCGAGACGAGCUGUAGCCCUGUCCAUUCACCAUCCAGCAUUACCUCUCUCCUACGCCCCCCACACAGUGUAUCUGACCAAUGGGAGGAGUUCUCCCCCCACAAUGGCUGGCUCUCUUCUCUCUCCCUCACUGUUUUUUAUGUUUGUUUUUUACCGCCUCUGUGAUGUCAUGCCUUUGACUGAGGCCAGUCUGAUUCUUUAAUCCAACAGGUUGUGAAAUGUGAAUGUAUGUCCUCCAGAGCAUUUUUUGGCUCUGGAAACGAAAUGUGAUCGACAACCACUUUUUGCCAGCGGUACUAAAUUGUUCAGACUUUAAAAUGCUUAACAUUAUAGUCAGCCCUACUAAGGACACGACACAAGCGUUUCUAUUAAAUGGUGCCAGAUAGUUGUAUCUUAAAUCGUAUAAUUAACCUGACAGCAAUGUUGGUUUUGUUAAAGUUUAUUUUGGUCUUUUAGGAAAAUCAUAAUGAUGACCAGUCAUGAGACCCAUCUAUGUGAAGUUAGUGUAGUACAGGGGUCAAAAUCCACAUUACCUUUUGUGACUGAGCGUUAAGUUGACGGUACUUUUCAUCCAUGUCAGUGACUGCCUAACUAACUUAACUCUCAGGGAAACCCAGUUUCAGAUCUCUGCCUAUGCCAUACUGAUAUCAGUCUGCUGUUUUGAAUCCCCCUUAUUUUACUGACUUCCCCAUAUGACUGGAAACGGCUAAAGGGAAACAACCAUUCAGUGCUUCGUGUCAAACUGGCGCGCGAGUGUGUGCUUGGUCUUCGAUGACAGUGUAAAUGUACUGCAAAAACGAAAUGUAAAGUUUUUCUGUUUUACAUCUUUGUGCGGUUAAGAGGCUUCAGUCACGGUCUGAUCCUGGGCCCCUGGGGACUAGUUACAUUCGUUAUACGGAAUAAUUGUGACAGUAUGUUUGCACACUCAAGUCAUGCCUUAUGAAUAGAAAUCUUCUGGUUUGGGCCAUUAAAGGAAUGGAACUGUGUCCAACAGGGAAACAUUUAUGCAAACACUUAUUUGGAAUUGACGGUUAAUGAAAGUAGUUAUGGGCUUAGUGCAUUACUCAUUGUAGUGUACCAUUUAGAAUGUUCCAGACAAAUCUUGUCCAGAACAGAGAUUCGUACUGUAUGCAGCACAUAUCAUAGAUUUCACCAAGCUAUAUAUUCUAUUAUGUUGACGAAGGGCUUCAUUCAAUCUGUUGCGUCAAGGUCUGUGGUGUAGAACAGGUAGUAGUUGAAAUUUUAGAUUUUGCAGACAUCCAGCAUAUUCAGUGAAUGCAGUCUCUGCAAACAUGGAAACGUGGCUUCAAAUAUCAACAGCACUAACACUGAUCUUCUGCGCUACUAAUUAAAUGGAGUUCUAAGCCCCCAUAUCAUGUCCAGGUGUAAACCGUUCUCCCAAGUGUCACUCCACAGCUAAGCACAAGAAUGCAACAUCAGCCACGAUAUACUUCAGGUCUGUUAUCUACCUUGUGAAAAAUCUGGAAUGUUGUUUAGUUUACUUCAGAUGCUGGGAGAUAAAAAAAACCAAAUACGGAAGGAUAAUCCACAUGGUGACCAGUCAAGGCUCGUUUAGUCAGGAAGCUCCGACACUGUUCUUCUCUGGGGUGGUUGGGCUGUUGCCAGUGGUCGGUCUGUCUGUGUGAGUGUGUGUGUGUGGACGCAUGCAUUUGCUAUGGGAUGUAGGUUUCACAUUCAGUGCUAAAUUAAGGGAAUCAAAUGCAUUCAGAGGCCAACCACUUAUUGUCAGUAAAAUCUUUAUGGAUAGCACAUGGUCUCAGGAGUCUCCAGUGAAGAAAAGCAGUUUUUUUUUUUUCCUUAUGCGUGGGUUGUAAACUGCCCAUGGAUUUUGUACAAAAAAAUGGCAAGUUGUAACAUUGAGAUUUCAUAAUAAAAUUUCUUUUUCCAAAACA
Messenger RNA from Esox lucius (northern pike), 3244 nucleotides. It is a transcript of the gene txndc5, whose product is annotated as thioredoxin domain containing 5. The coding region runs from base 104 to 1348 and encodes 414 amino acids. The record is from RefSeq and is a predicted model, not a curated record. Lineage: Eukaryota; Metazoa; Chordata; Actinopteri; Esociformes; Esocidae. The transcript is spliced from 10 exons. Gene Ontology annotation, cellular component: endoplasmic reticulum. Gene Ontology annotation, molecular function: protein disulfide isomerase activity. Gene Ontology annotation, biological process: protein folding.